UUUUACUUGCAGCACAAUAAACAAGUUACCGAUUUCGAAUUCGUUUCUAAUUUAUAACACAAAAUUGCCAGGGUUUGAUAUAAACGAUCGAUGGAAGUGCCAGUGAAGGGCAUUCUUGGUCUUCUGGCCACUGCUGGAUCGUUUUUUGCACUAGGAGCCUACUAUCAGCACAUCGAUGUCAUGCGAAAGAUUCGACGAUUGGAGCAACGAAAUCCACAUGCCUACUUUAUCAGAAGGAAACUGUACGCACUGCUGGGAAUUUUCACUGUGCGCGCUGAUAGCUCCGAAUUCGACGUGGAUCCCAAUGACUGCCACAAGCUGGGCGGGAUCAUGAAGUACGGCUUCCCCAGCACCAACGAUAUCACCAUAAACGAGACCUUUGACUUUGUGACCUCCUUCGAUCGAAGAAACUCUGCGAUUCUGUGGAUUUGCGAGCGGGUAGAUCUGUCCAAUCGCGUCGUCUACGGGGAUUCCACAUCCGUGGCCCCAGCUGGAGCAUUUGGGCAGUCAGAGGCAGCCAGGGUAUUUUUCCUGUCCAACAUUAGGCCCUUUCUAAACAGAGGUUUCAAUCUCACUGUCUGGGAUCGAUUGCUGCAGUACGUUCAUGAGAUAAGUCAAAGACAUGGAACCGUUUAUGUCUACACCGGAUCAAUUUACUUGCCCCGGGAGCUGAAGUCGAACGGUUGGUUCCUGGAGUUCCAGUCGGAGGAGAGAACCAUGGUGGCCGUACCUACCCAUUUCUUCAAGAUCCUGGUCAUCGAUAAGAAGUUCGAGAGCGAUACCAUUCCCUAUGCGGAGGCCUAUGUGAUGCCCAACUCUCCGCUGAACAACAAUGUCGAACUGAAGACGCUUCUCAGCGAUGUCCGGGAAAUAGAAAACGCUACUGGUCUACGGUUCUUCGAAGGACUCGACCGCAACUUUGUCAACACCCAAGCAUCCAAUUCAAUAGUCCACUCACUAAACGGUCCCUUAACCAAUCCCUUAACGUUGCCGAUGACCAAUGCCGUAGACAGUCCCAGUGCCCUCACAUCAAGUAUUUCUCCAAAAUAGAAUAUAAAUUAAUGUUCAAGGAGACAAUGAUGGCCAUGAGAAAUCCUUUAGAUAAACAAUG
This is a messenger RNA of Drosophila mauritiana, 1111 nucleotides long. RefSeq names its product endonuclease G, mitochondrial (gene Tengl1). Gene Ontology annotation, cellular component: nucleus; mitochondrial inner membrane. Gene Ontology annotation, molecular function: RNA endonuclease activity; metal ion binding; single-stranded DNA endonuclease activity. The coding region runs from base 91 to 1050 and encodes 319 amino acids. The record is from RefSeq and is a predicted model, not a curated record. Gene Ontology annotation, biological process: apoptotic DNA fragmentation. The transcript is spliced from 2 exons. NCBI's taxonomy places the organism in Eukaryota, Metazoa, Arthropoda, Insecta, Diptera, Drosophilidae.